Messenger RNA from Acaulospora colombiana, 290 nucleotides. NCBI's taxonomy places the organism in Eukaryota, Fungi, Glomeromycota, Glomeromycetes, Diversisporales, Acaulosporaceae. The record is from the annotation of a GenBank genome assembly.
AUGGAUGAAGAGCAAGCGCGUUUGACAAGAAGCCUAAAUAAAAAAUUGCCCUGUGAUGUCCUGCGAAUGAUAUUUGAUAUCUAUGCCCAAUGGGAUGGGAUCGAUAAUCCUCUCGAAAAGUUGCUGUAUAUUUGCAGAUAUUGGUCAACUACUGCAACUCAACACAAGACUCUAUGGACGUCCUUUCAGGUGUCUCCCACCAAACUUGAAGAGCUUCGCUUCUGGGAUUCCCGAAUAUCACGCCGUAUCGAGUACAUUGGUGACGAUGCUCCUAUAGACCUACAACUCAG